Molecule: messenger RNA, 12458 nt
Organism: Carassius gibelio (silver crucian carp)
Lineage: Eukaryota; Metazoa; Chordata; Actinopteri; Cypriniformes; Cyprinidae
Product: ubiquitin carboxyl-terminal hydrolase 34
Exons: 78
Coding region: 282-11324 (3680 amino acids)
Biological process (GO): protein deubiquitination
Cellular component (GO): nucleus; cytosol
Molecular function (GO): cysteine-type deubiquitinase activity; cysteine-type endopeptidase activity
Source: RefSeq, a predicted model, not a curated record
ACUCCCGUCCCUGUAUCAUCAUGGCUGCCGUAUGUGCUAGUCUGCACAGUAACGCUCUGCUCGGAGACUGACUCUCCGUUCCUUUAGUGCCUCACAUUUACUGUCUCCAGCCUCGACAUCUCGGCAAAUAGUCCCGCUUGCAUGAGCCCAAUCCUCCCUGGUUGUGUUGUCUCAUAAUAUCGAGCCUUCAUCAAGCAUUUCGUCGGGCCUUAAACACCCCCUUAAAAAGACAACAUUUUAUUUCCCCAAUGGUCUGAAUACACUUUCCGCCUUUAUGAACCAUGUGUGAAAACUGCGCCGAGCUGCUGGAGGUGCUCAAUGAGAUCUCGGAUGCAGACAGCUCAGACGGCCUGCAGCUGAAGAAGGAGCAUGCCUUAAGAGUCUUCACUUACAUCAGCACAUGGACACAGAGGCAGUGUCUGUGCUGUUUCAAAGAAUACAAACACCUCGAGGUGUUCAGCCAGCUGGUUUAUGCCCUCAUUAACUUGGUCAUUGUCCAAGUAACCAACCUUAGGGACCGUCUGCACAGUGGCCAUGGCAACACUAGGACAGAGGGGGCGGAGUCAGAAUGGGGCUCCGCCCAGCCCCAGCCAUCACCUAGUGAGGAUGAGCCACUGAAUGUGGAGCGGGACUCUGCUGAAGAGGACGGUGGAGAAGAGGACGGAGAUCAGCACAAGAACCAGAAUCAGGGGGUCAAACCGGAUCCCCAGCCCAAGCUCAGUGAACCCAUGGAGGGUGAGAGCGGGACCGACAGCAGCCUGGACCCGUUUGCAUCCUGGAGCACAGAAGACCAGGAGAAACUGCUGCUGUGUGCUGCCAAGAUCUUUCAGAUCCAGUUCCCCCUGUACACGGCCUACAAACACAACACACACCCCACUAUAGAGGAUAUCUCCGCACAAGAGAGCAAUAUCCUCGGCUCUUUCUGUGAUAUGAAUGAUGUGGAGGUCCCUCUGCACCUGCUGCGGUAUGUGUGUAUGUUCUGCGGGAAGCACGGCCUCUCUCUGAUGAAGGACUGCUUUGAGUUCGGCGCUCCUGACACUCUUCCCUUCCCCAUCGCACAUGCCUUCAUCACCAUCGUCUCUAACAUCAGAAUAUGGUUGCACAUUCCCGCUGUGAUGCAGCACAUCAUCCCUUUUCGCACUUAUGUUAUCAGGUAUCUGUGUAAGUUGUCGGAUCAGGAGCUGCGUCAGAGCGCGGCGCGAAACAUGGCCGACCUGAUGUGGAGCACAGUGAAGGAGCCGUUGGACAGCGCGCUAUGUUUUGACAGAGAGAGUCUGGAUCUGGCCUUCAAAUACUUCAUGAGUCCGACGCUCACCAUGAGACUGGCCGGCCUGAGCCAGAUCACGAAUCAGCUGCACACCUUCAAUGACGUCUGUAAUAACGAGUCCCUGGUGUCUGACACUGAGACGUCCAUAGCAAAGGAACUCGCCGACUGGCUCAUUAACAACAAUGUUGUGGAGCACAUAUUUGGACCAAAUUUGCACAUUGAGAUCAUUAAACAGUGCCAAGUGAUCCUGAACUUCCUGGCAGCCGAGGGCAGGUUGAGCACUCAACAUGUGGACUGCAUAUGGGUCGCUGCACAGCUGAAACACUGCAGUCGCUACAUCCAUGACCUCUUCCCCUCGCUCAUAAAGAACCUGGACCCUGUUCCUCUGCGGCACGUGCUCAGUCUGGUGUCAGGGUUACACCCCAGCGCACACACCGAACAGACGCUGUAUUUGGCGUCCAUGCUGAUCAAGGCCUUGUGGAAUAACGCUCUGGCAGCCAAAACUCAGCUGUCCAAACAGAGCUCCUUCGCCUCCCUGCUCAACUCAAACAUUCCCAUGGGCAACAAGAAAGGUUCUCCUGCAGGAAGCCCAGAGAGCAGUGACAACAGCGACACGCAUCACAGUGGAGGAAGUGACAUGGAGAUGGACGAGCCGAUCAUGAGCAGUGGAAAACGAGGGCAGCAGAGGCUGUCGGACACAGAGGAGUCCCUGCAGGGCAGCUCUGAUGAGACGGCCAACAGCGGCGAGGAGGGCAGCAGCAGCGGCCGCAGCGAGGCAUCCAGCAAUGAGGCUGGAUCCAGCCGAGCCAGCCAAUCAGCAGGCAGCCCGGGCAGCGAGCUGCACUCCGACGACAUGGCUGACAGCGAGGCCUUGAAGGAGGAGGAAGAGGAGGAGGAAGAAGAGGAGGACGAUGACGAUGAUGAUGAAGACGAUGACGAGGACGAUGAAGACGACAGGCCCGCUGUCGCCUCCGAGGGCAGCCCGCAGAAAGACACUAGAGAGUCGUCCACGUCAGAGAUGCGAAAACGCAAAGCUGGUGAAGCACUCGGAGAGGUCCAAGGCCCUCCGGAGCGACCCGGAAUUCCCCCUGGCGUUCCUGGCUCCAUCGCCUCUGUUCCCGGACUUUCCAAAACCAAAUCCAUUCCCUUCACCCCAGAGGCAGCCGCGGCCAUGGUAGCCUCGUCUUCCCUUAGGAUCCUCGAGCCUUGCACGUCCUCUUCUGCGUGCCUGGAGGGAACAUCGGGAGAGCAGGCUGAUUCCCAAUCCCAGAACCCCCAGCAACCACAGCAGGGUGACACAGAGAUGGGCUCCUCACACGGAGCGUCUGUUUCCCAGGAGCCGCCCUGCAUGCCUCGACCGGCGGACUUCCUGACGGAGGCCAUGGGCAACGAGCUCUUCAACUGCAGGCGUUUCAUCAGCCCUCAGCAUCACCACCAUCAUCACCACCAUCAUCAUCAUCACCACCAUCACGAUGGUCACAUGGUAGAGGACAUGCUGAGCGCCGAUGACGUGAGCUGCAGCAGUUCCCAAGUCAGCGCCAAGUCCGAGAAGAACAUGGCGGAUUUUGAUGGAGAGGAGUCUGGCUGUGAGGAGGAGCUGGUCCAGAUCAACUCGCACGCAGAGCUCAGCUCGCACCUGCAGCAGCACCUACCCAACCUGGCCUCCAUAUAUCACGAGCAUCUGGUGCAAGUUUUAGAGGAAAAACAGUCCUCAUCUCUGCUGAACACCAGCGCUGACGGCACACCUGCUGAAAGCAGCUCCAGUUGUGGCAGCAUUAGAGAGAUCGAAAAUGACGGAGAUGUGCGAAGUAAAACUGCAGAAAGGCAGGGUCUGUUUCAUGCACUACUUGAACAAACUACAACAGGUCCAGCGGUGCACAAACAUCAGUACUCUACGCAUGCGGCGACAGACAUCAACCUGGACAACGUCUGCAAGAACGGCAGCACCCUUCUGUGGGACCUGGUCCAGGACGACAAUGCGAUCCACCUAUCAGAAGGCUUGAUUAAUGAGGCCGAGAAGCUGUUGUGCUCGCUGGUCUGCUGGUUCACUGACCGUCAGAUCCGCAUGCGUUUCAUCGAGGGCUGUCUGGAGAACCUCGCCAACCACCGGUCAGUGGUGGUGUCCUUGCGUUUGCUGCCGAAGCUCUUCGGGACCUUCCAGCAGUUCGGCUCCAGCUACGACACUCAUUGGAUUACCAUGUGGGCGGAAAAGGAGCUGCACAUGAUGAAGCUCUUUUUUGAUGAUCUGUUACACUAUAUCCAGGAAGUGAGAGAGCAGCGCCACAAAUUCGCUCUGUACAGUCACAGUGCAGAGGUGCAGGUGCGUCUGCAGUUCCUCACCUGUGUGUUCUCAACACUCGGAUCACCUGACCACUUCAGGUUGAGUCUGGAGCAGGUGGACAUCCUGUGGCACUGUUUAGUGGAGGACUCGGAGUGUUAUGACGAUGCUCUGCACUGGUUCCUGAACCAGGUCCGCAGUAAAGACCAGCACGCCAUGGGCAUGGAGACAUACAAACACCUCUUCCUGGAGAAGAUGCCGCAGCUGAAGCCGGAGACGAUCAGCAUGACGGGACUCAAUUUGUUUCAGCAUCUGUGUAAUCUUGCUCGUCUGGCCACCAGCGCCUACGACAGCAGCUCCAACUGCGAGUUGUGUGGUAUGGAUCAGCUGUGGGGAAUCGCGCUGAGGGCUCAGUCUGCAGACAUCAGCCGCGCUGCCAUCCAGUACAUCAACUCCUAUUACAUCGGCGGUAAAACGGGUCUGGAGAAGGAGCAGGAGUUCAUCAGUAAGUGUAUGGAGAGCUUGAUGAUGGCGUCUGCUAACCUGGAGAAAGACGCCCACUCCAGCCUGACCAUCAUCGAGAGAGGACUGCUGCUGCUCAAAACACACCUGGAGGCCUUCAGGCGCAGGUUUGCGUAUCACCUGCGGCAGUGGCAGAUCGAGGGCACGGGCAUCAGCAGUCAUCUGAAAGCUCUCAGUGAUAAACAGUCUCUCCCGCUCAGGAUCGUGUGUCAGCCAGCAGGACUUCCUGACAAGAUGACCAUCGAGAUGUACCCCAGCGAUCAGGUGGCUGAUCUGAGGGCAGAGGUCACGCACUGGUAUGAGAAUCUGCAGAAGGAUCAGCUCAGCCAGCAGGCACAGCUGCAGGAGUUCGGUCAGACCAGCCGCCAGCAGGACUUCCCAGGUGGUCUGAUGGGUCCAGUGCGCAUGAUCUCAUCCGGACAUGAGCUGACCACUGACUAUGAUGAGAAGACCCUUCACGAGCUCGGCUUCAAGGACAUGCAGAUGGUGUUCGUGUCUCUGGGCGCUCCGCGGAGGGAGAGGAAGGGCGAGGGAGUCCAGCUGCCGGCGUCGUGUCUGCCGCCCCCUCAGAAGGAGCACAUCCCCAUGCUACUGCUCCUGCAGGAGCCCCACCUCACCACCCUCUUCGACCUGCUGGAGAUGCUGGCCUGCUUCAAACCGCCCAGCACCGACAGACCCCAGCACAGCACUGAGAGUGUCCGCUGUGAGGAGCUGCACCUCCACGCAGAGAAUCUGUCCCGUCGAGUGUGGGAGCUGCUCAUGCUGCUGCCCACGUGUCCCAGCAUGCUCCAGGCCUUCCAGAACAUCUCCGAUGACACGGGAUCUGACGGUUUGUGCUGGAAGGAUCUGUUGAGGAUCAAGAGCCCUCAUAAGCUGCUCUACGCUUUAGAAAUCAUAGAGGCCCUCGGCAAACCCAACCGCAGGAUUCACCGCGAGUCUACGGGCAGUUACAGUGAUCUGUAUCCAGACUCUGACGACUCCAGUGAGGAACAGAUCGAGAACAGCAAGAACACCUGGAGCUGUAAGUUUGUGUCGUCUGGAGGUCUUCAGCUCCUGUUGGACAUUUUUAACUCCGCUAUUUUAGAGCCGAAAGAGCAAGAAUCCUGGACUGUGUGGCUGCUGGACUGUCUCGCGUGUCUGCUCAAGCUCGUUUGUCAGUUCGCGGUGGAUCCGGCCGACCUGGACUUGGCCUAUCACGAUGUUUUCGCCUGGUCUGGUCUCACAGAGUCGCAGAGGAAGAGGGCGUGGCCGGGGAAGUCCCGCAAAGCCGCCGGGGAUCAUGGGAAGGGCCUGCACAUACCUCGUCUCACAGAGGUUUUCCUAAGUCUUGUUCAAGGCACCAACCUCAUCCAGCGGCUCAUCAACGUGGCCUACACAUACGACAAUCUGGCACACAGGGUUUUAAAGGCUCAAUCUGAUCACAGAUCCAGACACGAGGUGACUCAUUACUCCAUGUGGCUGCUGGUGAGCUGGGCUCACUGCUGUUCUCUGGUGAAGUCCAGUCUGGCUGAUAGUGAACAUCUGCACGACUGGCUGAAGAAGCUCACGCUGCUCAUCCCUGAGACGGCGGUGCGUCAGGAGGCGUGCAGUGGUCUGUAUAAGCUGUCUCUGUCAGGUCUGGAGGGAGGAGAAUCCAUCAACAGAUCCUUCCUGCUGCUCGCCGCGUCCACACUGCUCAAGUUCCUGCCAGACGCACAAGCCCUUAAACCCCUGAGACUGGAGGAUUUUGAGGAGGAGGCCAUGUUUCACACCGGCUGUAAGGAGUAUUUCUGGCUGCUCUGUAAACUCAUUGACAACAUCCACGUAAAAGACGCCAGUCAGACCACCCUGCUGGACCUGGACGCCCUGGCACGACACCUCGCCGACUGCAUCCGCAGUCGUGAGAUUUUGGACCAGCAGGACGGGGCGAUCGAGGACGACGGUCUGACAGGUCUCCUGCGUUUGGCCACCAGCGUCCUGAAGCACAAACCUCCCUUUAAGUUUUCUCGGGAGGGUCAGGAGUUCCUCAGGGACACGUAUGAUCUGCUGUUCCUGUUGCCCAGCCUGAAGGACCGACAGCAGCCCAAAUGCAAGAGUCCCGCGGCCCGCGCCGCAGCCUACGACCUGCUGGUGGAGGUGGUGAAGGGUUCGGUGGAGAACUACAGACUGCUGCACAACUGGGUCAUGUCCCAGCACAUGCAGACGUCUCAUGCUCCGUAUAAAUGGGAUUACUGGCCUCACGAUGACGUCAGAGCCGAGUGUCGUUUCGUGGGGUUGACUAACCUGGGAGCCACGUGUUACCUGGCCUCCACCAUCCAGCAGCUCUACAUGAUCCCCGAGGCCAGACAGGCCGUCUUUACCGCUAAAUAUUCGGAGGACAUCAAGCAUAAGACCACACUGCUGGAGUUACAGAAGAUGUUCACAUAUCUAAUGGAGAGUGAGAGGAAGGCAUAUAACCCUCGUCCUUUCUGUAAGACCUACACGAUGGACAAACAGCCUCUGAACACAGGAGAGCAGAAAGACAUGACCGAGUUCUUCACAGACCUCAUCACCAAGAUAGAGGAGAUGUCCCAGGACCUGAAAAACACCGUCAAAACGCUGUUUGGAGGCAUCAUCACCAACAAUGUGGUUUCACUGGACUGUGAUCACGUGAGUCAGACGGCGGAGGAGUUUUACACCGUCAGAUGUCAGGUGGCUGAUAUGAAGAACAUCUAUGAGUCUCUGGACGAGGUGACCAUCAAGGACACUCUGGAGGGUGAUAACAUGUACACCUGCUCUCAGUGUGGGAAGAAAGUGCGCGCUGAAAAACGGGCUUGUUUUAAGAAGCUCCCGCAGAUCUUGAGCUUCAACACCAUGCGCUACACGUUCAACAUGGUGACCAUGAUGAAGGAAAAAGUAAACACGCACUUUUCUUUCCCGCUGCGGCUCGACAUGACGCCGUACACCGAGGACUUCCUCAUGGCCAAAGGAGACAGGAAGGAAGGUUUCUGUGAUGACACUGAUGCUAAAGCGGUGGAGAGCUACGAGUAUGACCUCAUCGGGGUGACGGUGCACACGGGCACGGCGGACGGCGGCCAUUAUUACAGCUUCAUCAGGGACAUCGUCAACCCGCACGCUUACCGCAAUAACAAGUGGUACCUGUUUAACGACGCCGAGGUGAAGCCGUUUGAUUCGGCUCAGCUGGCCUCCGAAUGUUUUGGUGGAGAGAUGACCACAAAAACAUAUGACUCGGUCACAGACAAGUUCAUGGAUUUCUCCUUCGAGAAGACCCACAGUGCUUACAUGCUCUUCUAUAAGAGAGUGGAGGUGGAGGACGAGAACGAGAAGGACUUGACCUUUGACAUCUCUCCUGACCUUCUGGAGUGGAUCUGGCACGACAACAUGCAGUUUCUCCAGGACAAGAACAUCUUCGAACACACAUACUUCGGUUUUAUGUGGCAGCUGUGCAGCAGUAUUCCCAGCACUUUACCCGAUCCUAAAUCCGUGUCGCUCAUGACGGCGAAGCUCAGCACAUCGUUUGUUCUGGAGACGUUCAUCCACUCCAAGGAAAAGCCCACGAUGCUGCAGUGGAUCGAACUCUUGACCAAACAGUUUAACAAUAGCCAAGCUGCCUGCGAGUGGUUUUUGGAUCAGAUGGCAGAUGAUAACUGGUGGCCAAUGCAGAUUCUCAUCAAGUGUCCCAAUCAGAUUGUACGUCAGAUGUUUCAGAGGUUGUGUAUUCACGUGAUCCAGCGCCUCAGACCGGUCCACGCUCACCUGUACCUGCAGCCGGGCAUGGAGGACGGCUCUGAUGAUAUGGACGGGCCGGUGGAGGACAUCGGCAGCCGCUCGUGUGUGACACGGUUCGUCAAAACACUGCUGUCGAUCAUGGAGCACGGAGUGAAGCCGCACAGCAAACAUCUGACCGAAUACUUUGCCUUCCUCUAUGAGUUUGCCAAAAUGGGAGAAGAGGAGAGUCAGUUCCUCUUGUCUUUGCAAGCCAUUUCUAUAAUGGUGCAUUUCUACAUAGGCACUAAAGGACCUGAAAAUCCUCAGGUGGAGGUGUUAUCAGAGGAGGAGGAGGGAGAGGAGGAUGAAGAGGAGGACAUCCUGUCACUGGCGGAGGAGAAGUACCGUCCGGCCGCUCUGGAGAAGAUGAUCGCUCUCAUAGCUCUGCUGGUGGAGCAGUCCAGAUCUGAGAGGCACUUGACUCUGUCUCAGAGUGACAUGGCCGCGCUGACCGGAGGAAAAGGUUUCCCCUUCCUGUUCCAGCACAUCAGAGACAGCAUCAACAUCAGACAGACCUGUAACCUCAUAUUCAGCCUCUGCAGAUACAACAACCGUCUGGCUGAACACAUCGUGUCAAUGCUCUUCACCUCCAUCGCUAAACUGACUCCAGAGGCGGCAAAUCCGUUCUUCAAGCUGCUGACGAUGCUGAUGGAGUUUGCUGCAGGUCCUCCAGGAAUGCCCUCGUUUGCAUCCUACAUCCUGCAGAGGAUCUGGGAGGUGAUCGAGUAUAACCCGUCUCAGUGUUUGGACUGGUUGGCCGUCCAGACGCCGCGUAAUAAGCUGGCUCACAGCUGGGUCCUGCAGAACAUGGAGAACUGGGUGGAGAGGUUUCUGCUGGCGCACAACUACCCACGAGUCCGAACAUCGGCGGCGUAUCUGCUGGUGUCUCUCAUCCCGAGCAACUCGUUUCGUCAGAUGUUCCGCUCCACGCGCUCCCUUCACAUCCCCACACGGGACCUCCCGCUGAGUCCCGACACCACCGUGGUUCUCCACCAGGUCUACAACCUGCUGCUGGGUCUGCUGGGCCGGGCCAAGCUCUACGUGGACGUGCCGGUGCACGGGACCACCAAACUGGUGCAGUACUUCAGCUUCAUGACCUACUGCCUCAUCUCCAAAACAGAGAAGCUCAUGUUCUCCAGCUACUUCAUGGACCUCUGGAACCUCUUCCAGCCCAAGUUAUCAGAGCCAGCCAUCGCCACGAAUCACAACAAGCAGGCGCUUCUGUCCUUCUGGUAUAACGUCUGCAUGGACUGCAGUGAGAACGUGCGCCUCAUCGUCCAAAACCCCGUCGUCACUAAAAACAUCGCCUUCAACUACAUCCUGGCCGAUCACGACGAUCAGGAGGUGGUGCUGUUCAACCGCGGGAUGCUGCCGGCGUACUACGCCAUCCUGCGCAUGUGCUGCGAGCAGUCGCCCGCCUUCACCCGCCAGCUGGCGUCCCACCAGAACAUACAGUGGGCCUUCAAAAACCUCACGCCCCACGCCAGCCAGUACCCAGGGGCGGUGGAGGAGUUGUUCAACCUGAUGCAGUUGUUUGUGGCUCAGAGGUCUGAUAUGAGAGAGGAAGAGCUGGAGGACGUGAAGCAGUUCAAGAAGACCACCAUCAGCUGUUACCUGCGCUGUCUGGACGGACGCUCCUGCUGGACCACUCUCAUCAGUGCCUUCCGAAUUCUGCUGGAGAACGACGAGGACAGACUGCUGGUGGUGUUCAACAGAGGACUCAUCCUCAUGACUGAGUCCUUCAACACCCUGCACAUGAUGUACCACGAGGCUACUGCGUGUCAUGUGACCGGAGAUCUAGUGGAGCUGCUGUCCAUCUUCCUGUCUGUUUUAAAGGCAACGCGACCCUACUUACAGCGCAAAGAUGUGAAGCAGGCGUUGAUCCAGUGGCAGGAGAGGAUUGAUUUCGCUCAUAAGCUGCUGACGCUGCUGAACUCUUACAGUCCACCGGAGCUGCGUAACGCCUGUCUGGAUGUUCUGAAGGAGCUGGUGCUCUUGAGUCCUCAUGACUUCCUGCACACGCUCGUGCCCUUCCUGCAGCACAACCACUGCACCUACCACCACAGCAACAUCCCCAUGUCGUUUGGCCCGUACCUGCCCUGUAGAGAGAAUAUCAAGCUGAUGGGCGGAAAGAACAACAUUCGUCCUCCCAGACCGGAGCUCAACAUGUGCCUGCUGCCCUCGAUGGUGGAGACCAGUAAGGGUAAGGAUGAGGUGUAUGACAGGAUGUUGUUGGACUACUUCCUGUCCUAUCAUCAGUUCAUCCACCUGCUAUGUCGAGUCGCCAUCAACUGUGAGAAGUUCACAGAGACUCUGGUGAAACUCAGUGUGUUGAUAGCAUAUGAAGGACUUCCUCUACACCUUGCUCUCUUCCCAAAACUAUGGACAGAACUCUCUCAGUCUCAGUGUGCGAUGGCUCAGUCGUGUGUGAAGCUGUUGUGUGAGGAUCCAGCGUUUGGAGAAUACAUGAAAUGCAUCCUGAUGGACGAGAGAAACUUCCUCAACAACAACAUCGCCUACUCCUUCCUCACCUGCUUCUUACAUAAAGUGCAGGUGCAGGUGUUAUCAGGCCAGAGCUGCUUGAAUCUCGUCAACGUGUUGGUGACCAACCUACUGAACGAGUACCACAGCCUGCAGCCUGAGCUGACCAAUCAGAGAGCAGAGAUGAGCAAGACCAGCAGCCUCCUGAACGCAGAUCUGCGUGCGCUGCUGCUGGUGCUGUCGGUUUACGCCCCUCAGCAGCUGGAUCCUGCUUUAGGUCCGGCUCUACAGGAACUGCUGUCCAAAUGCAGACAGUGUCUGCAGCACCGCACCACAUUAGAGAUGGAGGCCAAGGAACGCAAAGCCAAAGUGGACGAGGAAGGAGUCACUCCAGUGAAGCGCCGGCGGGUGAGCAGCAGUGCUGAAGAUCGACCGGCAGAUAGCGUCUGUCCUCCGUCUGCUUCCUCCUCAUUGGCUCCCUGCUCGGAGCAGAAGGCGGAGCCAGGAGAGGCGUUAACGCCCACCAGCACUUCAGACACUGAAACCCGAGACUCCUCCCUCAUCGACCCAGGAGUGGAAAACGACCCUCCCUCUCCUGACAGCGCCUCCCUCGAGGAGAAGAAAAUGGAUGUUUCGUCUUCAUCAUCUUCAUCUUCUUCUUCAUCAUCCUCCUCCCUUCCUGAAGCGUUUGGCCGAUCGGAUGAACCUCCACCGCAGAUAGUUGGAAGAGAGGAGGAGGAAGAGGAAGAUGGGCGGAAGGAAGCGCAGGAGGCGGAGCAAGAGCGAGAGGAAGUGCCCUCCACUUCCUCCUCCUCCUCCUCUUCUGCUGACUCGGUGCUUUUACUCUCCAGCCUUCCUGAUACUGCCGAGGGGCGGAGCUGCUCGCUUCAGGAGGCGGAGUCAGGCGGGUGUGGCCACGCCCCUGCACAGGAUGUCCUGGAGAUGCUUUCGCGCACAGUCGAGGCCACGAUCGCUGUUGUUGCCAAACUUUCGAACGGGAAAGGAGGGGCACGCCCCUCAGCUUUGUGACGUUACUAUCGUGUCCCUCCUUUUUCGUAUUUCACAUUUUCACGUUCGCCAUGCUGUUCAGUUGUGUCUUUUUAAGAGUAAUUGAAGUGCAACUUUUUUUUUUUUUUGCCCUUUGGCCUCGCUCUUUAUCUGUUUUGGGUUGCAACACAAAAAGUUCUGUUUUCCGGUUCCAGAAAACUGAGCUCUGCAUUAAUUGUACAGAACGAAAAAACCAACUGGAGCGUAUUUGUCAAAGGGUAGUUUUUUUUUGUUUUUUUUUUUAAACUGUGACUUUGUUGGUUUCUUUGUUUUGAAGUGGUUUGUUUUCGAGGCUGCAGUGAAACAGGGAAAAGGUUUACAAUGUUUUAGUCCCAUCAGUGCAUAAUUUAAUUAGUUUUUAUUCACGUGUAUUAUUAUUGUUAUUACGAUUGUCUUCUGUGCCAGUUUUGUACUUACAGAUGUGAGGCUGAGAAGGCCUUGCUGGUUUUGUUUUUGUUUUUUCCUCUGUGGUGGAUAUCAAAAACUAUGUUUACUUUGUAUAUUGAAAAGAAAGAAUGAACCACAAGAACCUUGAUUCUGUAAAGAAUCUUCUAGAUGUUGCCUGGCUUUGUAAAUUAGAUGGUUAAAAUAUAUAUAUAUAUAUAAAUAUAAUAUAUAUAUAUAUAUUUCUGUAAGAUGUAUGUAUACAGUAUAUAUCCAUUCAAGCGCUAUAUACUGUAUAUAUAAAUCUACUGUGUAUAUACCUACGUUGUGUAUAUAGAAACUCACGGUGCUCUUUUCAGGCUCAGAACAUUUGUGCCCGGAAUAUUGCACAUUUGAUGGAACAGUUGGAACUCUAUUUUAUUUACCGAAAUACAUUCCAUAAUCUAUCGGAUGUCAUUUUUGCGUUCUCUGUAUUUGAUUUCUCUCUCAGCCUUUGUUUUGAUUUAUUUUAAUAUAGGAUAUAACUUAAUAAAAUUUUAAUGAUUUAAUUAUGAAUCAAGUCCAAAAAGCAGGUUGUGAGGUGAUUUUUUUUUUUCUUCUUUCUGCUGAGUGUAACUAGUGGCUGAUGGCUGUGUUUGGAAUCGAACACUAGUGUACAGCAUACUAUAGUGUUCACUGCAUACUUUCUACUUUUUUUUUCUGUAAAUGCAACAAUAAACAUUUCAAAUGCUA